Molecule: messenger RNA, 622 nt
Organism: Syngnathus acus (greater pipefish)
Lineage: Eukaryota; Metazoa; Chordata; Actinopteri; Syngnathiformes; Syngnathidae
Product: placenta-specific gene 8 protein-like
Exons: 5
Coding region: 194-508 (104 amino acids)
Biological process (GO): positive regulation of transcription by RNA polymerase II
Source: RefSeq, a predicted model, not a curated record
AAUUCAUAACUGCACAAACAUGCCCUGAGAAUAGGUGGAGCAGUUCCUAAGAAAUGAAAGUGGGGGAGUGACCUCCAAUAAAAAAAAAAAAAAACGUCCCAUCCUGAUAAAACAAAACGGACAUCGUCCCAGCUCAUCAGUUCCUCCCCAGCGCACCCUCGUUCGCACUAAAGCAGCAUUCCUCCUCCUCAUCAUGGCCGUGACCAAUCAACCGGGCAGGUAUCCCGCCUCUGAGUUCCAGACCGGCCUAUGCGACUUCUGCGACGAUUGCGGAACAUGCUGCUACGGCCUGUGGUGCUUCCCGUGCUUGAGCUGCACCAUCGCCGGCGACAUGGAUGAGUGCUGCCUGUGCGGCCUGAGCAUGGCCAUCCGCAGCGUCUACCGGACCCGCUACAAUAUUAAUGGUUCCCUGUUCAACGACUUCAUCGCCAACGCGUGCUGCCUAGUGUGUAGCACCUGCCAGCUCAAGCGGGACAUCGACCGGAGAAAGGAACAAGGCAUCUUCUGAAAAAGGAGCGCUUUGGCGCAAACCUCCUGACCUGGUCUUAUCAACUCUGAGAAGAUCUAAUCGUCUUUAUGAUUUGAUAUAGCCGGAUUUCAAUAAAAGACAUUUGAACUGGGA